Molecule: messenger RNA, 3778 nt
Organism: Chinchilla lanigera (long-tailed chinchilla)
Lineage: Eukaryota; Metazoa; Chordata; Mammalia; Rodentia; Chinchillidae
Exons: 4
Coding region: 551-1318 (255 amino acids)
Source: RefSeq, a predicted model, not a curated record
GCCGCGCGGACAGCCUCGGCCGGAGCUCUGGGACCCGGGCUGCUUCGGCUGCCCCGCCCCUGGGCCCGGCCGGGACACCGCUCGCCGCAGGACUUCUCGCCGCCACAGUCACCUGGAGACAAAGUAGGACCCGCGCUCUCCGGGGACCCUCCGGAUCGUGCUCACCGGCACCUUCAGGCCGGUCGGCUUGAGGACCCUAAGGCCCGCACUAGCUCAGCUGCAGCAUCCCCUCCCCCGACUCCAGCAACUCCGUCUCCCCGCGCGCCGCGGACACGAAGCCAGUCGGAGCGUCCACCCCUGACCAGGGGCGUGCACUCACACCCCAUCCCCGGCGUUAGGCGGGCUCUCCACCAGCUCCCACUCCCACCGUGGGUAAACACCCCCGGGGUGUAGGGGCCGCCCGCCAACACCGCGUGGGCGCCCCGGGCCACCGGGCACACGCGAGCCGCUAGGACAGUCUGGUCCCGGGGCCCGAACAAGUUCCGCUGGCUGGGGAAACGCCUUUGGCCUCUCGCUAUCCGUGGAUCCAGGGGCUGACACACUGUGAAGGAUGCAUGCAGAUCUAGCAGGGCCCCCAACCACUUCCAAGAGGGAGUCCUCAGCAGCUGCCCCAAACCUCGGCUUGAACGAGUUAAAAAGCAAAGCCCAGGUUGGUCAAAAAUCACCACCGCAGUUCCGCAAACCCUCGCACCUAAGAGCCAAAACUCGAGACCCACAGUACAGUACGGACGCUUCGCGGGGGCCGCCGGCGAGGCUUCCCGGCUGGGCGCGCAGCGCGGUACCGCAGAGCGGGUCUCCAGCUUCCUGGCCGGUGCCAAAACAAGCGAUCUCCCGCUUGCGCCGCUCCGCUGCCCCGCGCGCAUCCCGGCCGGAGCCACAGUUGGGCCAAAUGGCCGCAGCUUCGGUGCCGACGACCCUUCCCCAGAUGGGACCUGCCGGGGGGGCGCUCCGGCCCGCACCGCUCGCAAUCUCCCGCCCGGCGGUGAACGGUGCGGAUUCGCGCGUCCGGCCUGCACGUGCGCGGAAAGCCGGCACUAGAUGGAGCCGCUCGGGCUUCGGCGCCCGUCUUCCAUCCGUACCCAGCCCGUUCCUCGGGAUGCGGAGGACCCAAAUCAGCAAGAUCCUCGCCUUUCUCGCGCUCCGCACUUCCGCGCCCUCCUGUCACCCCGCAGGCGCUCGCCAGCUCUUUUCCGUGAGACCGAGCCUGGGGUGGGAAGGAGAGCGCAGGGCCGGCCAGGAGCCACCCCAGGACGCGUCCUUCCGCAGCCCCAGCCUGGGGCGGGAUGCGCGUGUGUGCAGAUACGAUAGGGAAGUUUAAAAAACUAAAGUAACUUUAAGGAAAAAAGGCGCCGAGGAGAGCCUCGGCCUCCAGCUCCACCGCGAAACUCUCCCCGGGAGACCCGGCUCAGCGCACUUCCGUGUGUCUGCACCCGCGUCCGCCGUCCCAGCCUGCGGCCACCCCCGCGCCUGCCGCCUGCUCCCCGCGCGGCUCUGUCCCCAGCCCCGGGGUUUGAGGCAGCGGCUUGGGGAGUGGAACUUUGGAUGAAAAUGGAGCACCCUAGUGCACCCUGCCAGAACCAGAGGUUUUCGAAAUCACUGAGAAUCUGAGUCACUGAUGACAGUAAGAGAUCUUUGGCGACACCCGGCUGUGGGGCGCUCUUGCAAGGCGGUGGUGGUGAGGGGGCGGCGGGGAGCCCACCCUGAUUGUCUAGGGGUUCAGGCGCCCAAGCUGGGCGAGGUCGAGUCUGGGGCAGGCAGGGCUUUUGAGGAGGAUAAAGCAACGCACUGCCUGGGCAGCUGUCUGUGCUCUCUUUCCCAACCGCGCACCCCACGCCUCACCAGCCUGUCCCGGGCCGCUGCUCGAUGACCAGAAUCCCAGUAGGCUGCGACCCCGCACGUGCUGUCCUGGCCUCCACCCCAGCUCCGGGCGCCUGUGGAGCGGCUGCGGACUGGCCACUACACUUCCCUCCGCGCCCGUCACAGCUGAGCUUGCAGUUUGGGCUGCGGAGAGAGCGCCACUUCCCCCUGCCAGCUUCUGCCUCUGAGCAGUGUAGACAGCCGAGAUGGCCCUCGCGUUGGGGAUUCCGGUACCCGAUGCGUGGAGGUUGGCUUGUGCAAUGUUAAACCACACACACCAUGGUUUGCAGUCGCACAAAUCCAGCAACUGCAAAACAUGACACACACGGCCAGGUCAGAUGUUGGCGCACCAGUGCGAUCUAGUCGGGGAGGCACUCCUCCCACCCGCAAGCGCCGCGCACUCAGCGGCCGCAGCAACUAGUUUUCUUUCGGCCUCCCAGACACUGAGCACGCUAGAACCGAUCGCUCAGAAACAACCCUAGCAAGCCUUUUUCAUCUUUGGAAUUCUUAACUCCGACCCCCUAGAGAACCUUAGGCUGUCACUGUCAGUAGUUAGAAAAGUGGGCUCUGCCCCAAAUUCGCCCGAGGAGCUGGAGACCACGGUCUGAGAAUCACCUUCUCCUCACUCCUGUCUUCUCUCCUCGCCCCUCCGCUCCACCUCCGGAGUGCCUGGGGUGCCACCCUCUGGCGCGCAGAGGCAACUGACCAGGAAGAGUCUCAGAACAGGUGAAUGUAGAGACCUACCCUACUCUCUCCUUUAGACCCGCGGCUGGCGGCAGGCUACGCUUCCUGAAACGGGCAGAGUAGGAUGAGGGCGAGGUAGGCUAGGUGUUGCACCGUUUGCACCAUCCACCUGUGCAAAACCCACCUGCAGUUAAUGUGAACCUCAAGGAACAUCCCACACACUCUUCUCGAUUGUCCUGACAGCCACUGGCAGGUAUAGACUAGACUCUAGACUCACUGGGCAGAAGGGAGGAGGAGAAGCAGGCCAGUGAUUUGGAGAAGCUGCACUGGGCGUGUUUUUAUUUCAUUUUCCAUAGUUUAGAUGCCAGCGCUUUUUUUUUUUUAUCAGAAAAAAGAGAAAGCUACGGAAAUAAUAGUGUUUGUAGAACAGAACAAGGGCAAGACUGCUUUUCUUUCAUCUUAACCAGCUACACGGAGUACUCUAUUUGUCAAGUUUUCAGCCAGUUGUAAAUUUCUUUCACUCCCCAAAUCACAAUACACCCCCCAGGUUUAUUUUUAUGGUUUUAAAAACAUCAUUUACAUCACCCCACCUUUACCCUCCUUUGAGGUCGUCCCUGAGCUGCUCUGUUGUUGCUAAGACCACAGUUUCCAUCUGCAGCAGUUCCAAAUGCCACGUGAAGUGUUCAGAAAAAUAGGGGUGCAGGGGAGGGAGGCAGGGUAGCUGAGGUGAGCGUGAAAUGUAAUAGUUCAGUGAUUCAUCUUCCCUGAAAAUGUGCUCUAUGACAUCAGUGAUUUCUAAUGAAGAACUUCAUUCUUAACACACUGUGGUUAAGAAUCAUCAAAUCAGUACUGAAAAGACUUUGAUCGUUUUUGCAAGAUGCGCUAAGAUGAACUUUCACUGACCAAGAUUUCAAAGUUUGUAAUUAAUACUCUUGACAAAUUCCCUGACUAAUCUGUCAACUCUCAAUAUCUUGAACCACACAGUUCAAAACCCUGAGACGGUCUACACAGCCCUUGAACUUUCCACACGUUGUCAGGCAGUUGUUCAAGAUGAUUUUCCCUUUGGGUCUGUAUUAUGCAACUCAUAUUCACCGGUGGGGGAAAGUCACUUUGAAUGAAGUUUGUGAGAGUAUGCAUUUGCUUUGUCUCGUGCUGAAUACCCAAGGAAGGGCCAGAAGUAGAAAUUACAAGAAGCAGAUUCUCUUCAGUAUAAGGAAAAUUUAAAAUAAAAAAAGAA